Molecule: messenger RNA, 3246 nt
Organism: Ixodes scapularis (black-legged tick)
Lineage: Eukaryota; Metazoa; Arthropoda; Arachnida; Ixodida; Ixodidae
Exons: 3
Coding region: 1-3246 (1081 amino acids)
Biological process (GO): proteolysis
Molecular function (GO): zinc ion binding; nucleic acid binding; aspartic-type endopeptidase activity
Source: RefSeq, a predicted model, not a curated record
AUGAAGACCAGAUACCCGCACCUUAACGCGGAUAAACAUUGGAGAGACAUGAACGAGAGCGGGAAAGGCGGCAGGGAUGGUGGUAACGUGCCACACUCAUCUCUCUCGGAAAAAGAGAUGGAGUAUAACCUGAAGCUAGCAGAAGAGCGCCGACGCGCUCUAGAACUUGAACUCGAGCUCGCUCGGGUUCGACGGGACACCGCGACGCAGAGGCGUGACGAAGCGAGCGAGGCGGAACCUUCGAGCGGCCAGAUGGGACUCAGAUAUUACUCCAAGUUACUAGCAGGUGCCUUUCCGAAAUUCCCAACCGACGGCGAGGUGCCUAUUUGGUUUGAGUCAGUGGAGAGCUCGCUGCGAGCGUACGACGUUCCCAAGGCGCUGGGGGGGCAGAUCGUCCUCCCGAUGAUCGCUGAGCGGGUUGCAUACUUGUCGACGCGACUAGCCCCUGCGGAACACAGGGAUUACGAUAUACUCAAGGGAGUAGUUCUCGACGAGUUAAAGCUGUCAGCAGCCGAAUACCAAAGGCGGUUUCUUGCCGCGACCAAGCGAAAAGGGGAGACCUGGAAAACGUUUGCGACUCGUCUACAGAGUUACAUUAACUUCUAUGUGGAGGCCCGCGGCGUCUCCUUCUUUAAGAAUCUUCUCGAACUGCUAGUCGCCGACCAGUUGAAGUCGGGUUUAGCAGAAGGAGCCGCCAAGUACGUUAAGCUACGGGAGGGGGAAGAAUGGUUAAAAGCAGACGAACUGGCUCGGCUGCUGCAGACCUAUGAGGAAGCGGCGGGCGAGGGCAGUGCGUGCGCGAAUAUAAACCUCGCUAAAAGGGCAGAGUUAAAGGGUACCAACCAAGGGGUAAUACCGAGCGCAUCAAAAACAACCGGGAGCGUUACAGCUCGGGAAGAAAAACCCGAGACGACCAGGCCGCCCUCGGUUGUUAAGAAAGCGUCUCGGCCGAGCGAAUGCUUCCAGUGCGGAAGCACGAGCCAUUACGUGGCUCAAUGCCCGUUCGCUCGGGAGGCGAGGGGGUUAAAAAGUGACGAAAGACCACGCGGAGAGAGAUUAAUGGGACGUAUCGCAGCUGAAAGCCGCAGCUUGGAACAUCCAAAGCUCGGGAGCGUCAAAGUUCGCUGCCGAGGCAAGGUAAUUGAUGCAAUUGUCGACACCGGAGCAGACAUCACCGUAGUCCGUGAGAGUAGCGUGCCGGAGGAGCUACUAAAGCCGCAUAGGAGUAUAGAACUCGUGUCCGCAUUUGGCGAGAAGGUAGAAGCUAAGCUCGCCGUGGUACCACUCGCACUUUACCGCGGGGCAUCCUUGAUUCACGAUGUGGGUGACGCGACGCAGGUCGUGUGCGCUCUUACGGAUCGGCUCACACACACUGACUGCCUGAUCUCCGCGGAAGCAUGGGAACAGUUGCACGCGUAUAAUGAGGAGGAUGACGAGGUUCAGAUACAAGUAGUAAGGAAACGGGGCCAGCAGGGAGAGCAGGGACAAGAACAGAAGAACCUGUUCGAGCCACCGAAUUCCAACACGGUUUCAAACGAUGUGCCCCUACCGCCUGAUAUCCCCGGAAAAGAGCGAGAGGAGCCGAAUCUUGAGACUGAGGUGAUGCAAACCAGUGACGCGCGAAAGUUCCGUAAUGAACAGCGAGAUGACGAGUCAUUACGACGGGCUUGGCAAAACGCAAAAGGUGGCAAAGCGGGCAUGUCAAUAGUAGACGGAUUGCUGUACCAUAAAGAUCAAGUACUUGGCCAGAAAGAGCUGCAGUUAUUACUACCCGAGUCGCGCCGCAGCACUGUGCUUCGCCUGGCCCAUGAGUCCUACUGGGGCGGCCAUCUCGGCUUCCGCAAAACAAUAGCGCGCAUUAAGUACAGUUUUUACUGGCCAGGCAUGGAGGAAAACAUUCGCGACCGUUGCAACGGAUGUCACAGUUGUCAGGUCCCCCACGACACAACGGGAGUGUCGCCUUUCCGGAUGCUUUACGGUAGAGACCCAGUCGGGCCUCUCGCUAUCCUCGGGAGAAGCUGGGCGGGCGAUAUUGAGUUCCCAGCGGAGUUAGCGGACGCUCCCGCGGACUAUUUAGAGAAAUUGAAAACACAACUAGAGCUCGCAGCGGACGCCGCGGAGCUCACCACAAGCAAACAACAGGAGGCGUACGCGUCGCACUACAACAAACGCGCCAUGUUAAAGGUGUUUAACGAGUGCAACGCGGUCCUCGUCUUUGACACAAACCGCGCAAGGAAAAUGUACCCGACGUGGCUGGGGCCGUGCACAGUAACGGAAAGGUAUCGUGAGCACUCGUACUACGUGCAGACGCGCGAUGGCCGCCGCAAGCUAGUGCACCCGAACAAACUGCGCCCCUACGUUUGCGAAGUUGCAUCGGUGAGCGUUAUGUUGCACGAUAGCUGUGACUUCGGGGAGGUAGAAUACACUCCGCGAGCAGCCGAGCCUGGUCAGGUGCGUCCAAAUCUCGAUCAUGAAAAGACCGCGCACAUCGAUGAAGAAACAGCUGCCCGUAUAGGUGCUGCGUUCGGCCAGCACCAGGCGCUCUUCUCGGGCCAGCCGGGUUUUGGGAGGCAUGGUCCAGAUCCCGAGAAAGUGGCGGCCAUUGAGGGACUCCAGGUGCCUCUGACAAAGAAAGAGGUGAGGAGCGCCCUCGGCCUCUGUGGCUAUUACCGUAGCUACGUUCCUAACUUUGAAGAGAUAGCUCGGCCGCUGACGCAGCUAUCCGGAAAAGGGGUGCCUACUCAGAUACCUUGGCCUCCUGAAGCGCACGAGGCAUUUAAAGCCCUCAAGCAAGCCCUCUGCGAAGCCGUGUCGCUGGCUACCCCUGACCCGGGAAAGCCGUAUGUGCUCUACACUGAUGCCUCGAUGGUGGCCGUCGGUGCCUGUUUAGCACGAAUAGCCGCCAACGGCUCCGAAAUUCCGAUCGCCUUAGCUAGUCAUCGGUUUACGCCAACGCAAACGCGGUGGGCAACGAUCGAACGCGAAGCCUUCGGGGUGAUUUGGGGAUUAAAGAAGUUUGAGACGUGGGUCUUCGGCACCCAGGUAAACGUCGUUACCGACCAUAACCCGCUCUGGUACCUUACGAGCAGCGUGCCCCAGGGCGCAAAACUCACACGUUGGGCCUUAACGCUACAGCGUUACAACGCGAUAAUCCGUCACCACAAGGGCAGCACCCAUACAAAUGCGGAUGCCCUAUCUAGGCUUCCUAACGGUUGCUGGGAAGCAUUGCCGGCUCAAACACCAUAG